Messenger RNA from Austrofundulus limnaeus, 407 nucleotides. Its product is annotated as transcription factor 4. Gene Ontology annotation, biological process: regulation of transcription by RNA polymerase II. Lineage: Eukaryota; Metazoa; Chordata; Actinopteri; Cyprinodontiformes; Rivulidae. Gene Ontology annotation, cellular component: chromatin; transcription regulator complex. Gene Ontology annotation, molecular function: DNA-binding transcription factor activity, RNA polymerase II-specific; RNA polymerase II cis-regulatory region sequence-specific DNA binding. The record is from RefSeq and is a predicted model, not a curated record.
AAGAGCUCGGACUGGAAAACAAACACCUCCCCCUUUUUUAUUUUAUUUCCUGUCAGUUUUUUUUUCUUCUUCUUUUGGACCCCGACCGAGUCCAGAACCGAGGAUGGAUCAGAUCUGAACUGGUUUUACUGGAUUUAUUUCGCUUUUUUUUUCUUUCUUUGGAGGAAAAACCAAAAAGAGAAAAAGAAGAAGGUCCAAAGCCGGGAGGAGCGGUCCUGUGGGGAAGAUGCAGCACCAGCAGCGGAUGGCAGCUCUGGGGACGGACAAGGAGCUGAGCGACCUGCUGGACUUCAGCGCGAUGCCAAACAGCGAUUUGAAAAUGUUCCCAACAUCCAUGAUGUUUUCCCCUCCUGUUAGUGGAAAGAACGGACCCACCUCACUGGGGAGCGGACAUUUCUCCGGUUCAG